This is a messenger RNA of Anisakis simplex (herring worm), 243 nucleotides long. NCBI's taxonomy places the organism in Eukaryota, Metazoa, Nematoda, Chromadorea, Rhabditida, Anisakidae. The record is from the annotation of a GenBank genome assembly.
AUGCAGCAGUUCGUAAGAUCAGCGUCGUCGUUGUUCACUUCGCAGGCACUGCCCUACAUUCAAAUCAGUGAUAACAGCCCCACUUUAGCCGUCGAUGAGAAUGCGCCGAGUGAUGACAUCGAUUCACAUCGUGCAGUGCCGUCCCCUGGUCGGCUAUCUGAUUCCCUUCUUUCACAAGACCAGCAACACUCUGAUGCUGUGCCGAGAAGGCAGCGACGGUACAUUUUCGUGCAUUCAUUCUGA